Mya arenaria is the source of this 4879-nucleotide messenger RNA. RefSeq names its product condensin-2 complex subunit G2-like. The coding region runs from base 80 to 3586 and encodes 1168 amino acids. Gene Ontology annotation, biological process: mitotic sister chromatid segregation. The record is from RefSeq and is a predicted model, not a curated record. The transcript is spliced from 29 exons. Gene Ontology annotation, cellular component: condensin complex; nucleus. Lineage: Eukaryota; Metazoa; Mollusca; Bivalvia; Myida; Myidae.
AAUGUUUUGAAAACAUUUCCAAGUUCUUCUGGACAAUAUGAUUUAUUGCAGUUUGCGAGUGAUGUAAACAGUGCUUAAAAUGGUAAACCGAAGGGACAAACUGCUUGAAACAGUUGACAAUGGCAACUUAUCUGACCUCAUCAGUUUUGUUGCUCAGUGUGAAGUACGGGACCUGGGUGAAGUGUUUACAUCGUGCAGCAGAAAACAACAGGACCAUGUGUGGGAACGAGUGUACAGUAUGGUGUCAGCUCAUGGAGUCACUCAGGCACAGCCUGAUGAUCAUGAGAGAGCAGACAUACAUGAUGACAAUGAAGAAGAGAAUUCUGUCACCCUAUCCACCAUUGUCCAGUGUCUGACAAGUCUGAUUUCCUCAGUACUGCCAUGUACUGACACACUACAGAUACCCCAAGCCAUGGUUAAUACUGCUGCCCUAUUACAAGAUUUGUUGCCACGGAUACCUGUGGAUCACAGUGACAAGCUUUGGAACUCAACAGCAGGAGUGUUUGAGACUUGGUGGAAGAAGAACCUGCCCAGCAGAGAAAGACUUAUCAUGGCCAGCCUGGUGUUCUUAGUACAGAGAACUCUGGACCUCAAACCCAGGCCAUUGGUAUGUGACCUGAAGCGUGUAUGGUCGCUACAUGAGGCGAUGGGUCUGGUGGAUUUCACGUGCAGCACAAGCGCCGAGUUUCUCUCCAUGCUUCUACGUUGUUUUAUCUCGCCACUGUACUUGAGUCAUGACGAGGGGAUCAAGUUUCUGUCGUAUGUUAUGACCCUGGAUGAAGGAUUUACUGCCCAGAUCCACAGCACGGUGAAAAACAACAUCCUCUCCACUCCCAAUUCCUGGCAUGAGAAGUAUGGAGAGGUGUAUUUCCGGGCGUGGCAGGGGCAUGAGGAUGGGGCAAGGGAUCAGUUUGAGAGAACAUGUAUACAGGAUAUCAUGCACCAUGCAGUACAUGCGCAACUGAAGCUGUUCCCGCCCCUCAAACGUUUUCUAGGUUACAUCCAUGGCCAGAAGAAACAAAAGGGAAUGGAUGAGAUGUUGUGUCGCCUGUAUGGCCCCAUCAUGUGGAGGUCACUCAGGGUGGCGAACAGUCAGGUGCGGUCAAACACUGCGUCUCUGUUUUUCGAUGUGUUCCCACUGCAGGGUACAGACGCUGGGAUCCAGGAAGCAGACGCUUUCCUACAAAAACAGUUUGAUAUGCUCCAGGAGUUAUUGGAAGAUCCAUACCCCCAUGUUCGCAGUCUCUCAGUGCUUGGUGUGUUUCGAAUAAUGAGGGAUUUCUGGGAGGUUAUUCCACAGGAAACGCUGAAAAACCUCACUGUUAAACUCAUACAUGACAUGCUUAAUGAUGCCAGCUCUUCUGAUGUACGGGAAAGUGUCAUCAAGGGCCUCACUGUCCUGCUGGAGAACCCCCUGUGUCACCCGUUCCUGAAGCCACUACUUCCUGAGAUACAUAAUCACUUCCAUGACGUGUCGGAAAGUGUCCGCAUAGCCAUGCUGAAUCUCUUGUGUUCUGUCAAGUCCCUAAGAACUAUCAAGUACUGGAACAUUGUGCCCCUGGAACAUCUGCUGGCUAGAUUGGUGAUCGACUCUGAACCAGUCAACAAGAGAAUUGUCAAGCUGAUCUUCUCCAACUUUGUGCCCAUUGAGGCCACAAAUGAUGUGAAGGUAUCGCGAUGUGUGAUGCUGAUCGAGACAAACCCUGCAGCUGCCAGGCAGUUCUACAGAUAUGCCAAACAUCACAUGAACAUUGAUGACAUAGUGAGCUACAUAACGAUGCUGUGUAAAGCUGUCCUGUAUACCAUCAAGCGAGCUGGAGCCUCAAGUUCACAACCACAGGAUGACUCUGGUGCAUUGGGAGAGGAUGGUAACGAUGAUAAUGAACAAGAAGAGGAUGACCCCCUGAGGCUUGAAAACACCCCAGUCAUGUUAGGACUGUGUGAGACCAUGUGUAUACUCUGGGCAUUUAAUGUGAACACAUUGAAAAAGGCUUCCAAUGCAGACCUGAAUAAAACUCUGAUGAAGAAGUUCAGCUAUGCUCUACCAGAGAUGUUCCAGGCUUUUACUGACAGUCAUAUAACUGAUGAUCUUCUACAACUGGCAGGCUUCCUACCUCCAAAACACAUACCCACCAUCAGUCGUUCAUGGGUGCCUCGCUUACGUCGUAUGACAUCCGACAACACAGAAGAGGAGUAUGGGACACUGGUGGAAUGUUUGUGCAAGACUGGACAGGUUGCCUCGGUGAUGGAACUCAUCACAGACUGGCUACAACCCACACUUAACGCAGUAAAACCAAAUGAAGAUCGGACAGGAAACAAGAAAAAGAAGUCCCGACCACGUGUGGGAUUCGUAGAACAGACCAAUCCGCAACCUGGCCUUGGUGUUGCCAUACUGGGCUACAUGCUUGGGCAGAUCCCAACCCAGGGGGUGACCUUGACCUAUAUACAGCAGAACCCGGAAUAUAGGGAUCUGUUAAGGAAGUCCAUGGAUCAGCUCACAGAAGUCCUGGAAGGAAGGGCCCCGCUUGUAAAUGAGAAUCUACUGGUGGAAACAUUCAGCCGUUACUGUAAACUGCUGUUACUACUACAUGGACAGGACCAGAGAGAGUUCAGCUGUGUGCCAGGUUAUGUGGAAAUUCUGGCCUGGGCAGACAAGCAUGCAGUUCCCGUGCUCGGGGUGAAAAAUGAGCAUGGGCAAACCAAGGAGGGGCAGAGUCAGCUAGCUGUCAUCGUUUUAAAAGAGAUAUUUCAAGCCUUUAAUAACAUGUUCCUGAUUGGUGUCGGCGAGACGCUUGGUGUUAAAGUUGCAGAUUUCUGCACCGCGUGCCUAGCUAAUGAUUCGGAGCUGGAGCUCCUAUCUAGUGUGAUGUUGUGUAUGUACCAACUCACCGAACUUGCCAAAUAUCAUGACCUUUGUGACCCCAGCGACCAUGAUGAUGAAGAUGACCCUGGUAACCAAGGUGACAAAAGUGCAUCUGGCAUUUUUCCAGCAGAAACUAUGUCCACUGCCCUGGGAAGAGUGUUUGUAAACAUUGCUGGAUAUGUAAAACACCAUCCCACAGACUGCCAUAAGGUACUGGAUGGGGUAAAGACCCACAUGACAGAACUUCUUCUGACAGUGUCAGCACGCAGUUGCCUUGAUGACACAGUGCUCCAUGACGUCAUGGCAACCAUUAUGGCAGCGGUGUGGGCAGAGCUUGUUUUCUACAGCAGACAGGAUGAUCUAGAAGAGGAAUCUCACAUUACAACAUUACCGCCUCUGGCUUCAUGGAUGGUGGACAUUUUGGCUCGAAGACAAUUACUUCUCAAGUACUUCAUGUCAGAGCUACAUGACUGCUGUGACACAGGCAAUGUCUCUGACCUCUACAGCGUGCAUGGGGCUGUACAUCUGAUGACUGCUGUGGUUAAUGACUACGGGCGAAAUGUUUUAAGUCUGAAAGAACUGUGGACCAUGCUACUCACACAGACAGACACACUCACGAACAGCCUUGCUGAGGAGGAUCUGGAAGACUUGAAGUCGGUAAGGAUUUCUGUUGAAACAAAACUGAAGUUGUGCCAGGAAGCUCUUGGGAUGGUUCCACCGUAAAACUGCCUUUAAAUCCCUAUAUUGUGCCUGUGCCUAAUGAGACUAUAUCACAAAUGUUGUGACCAUUAUGAAAUUAUGUAAUUAUUUAUUUUCAAUAUACAAUGUAAAACUAUUAUAAUAACUCGUUGAUGUGAAGUCAUGAAUUUAUAUCAUUGUAAAUUGAGUGAUAUAUGAUCAAUUUAGCGCUAUAAAUCUUUAAUUAGUAUUUUAUAAUAUAAAUAGAAUAUCACCUUCAUGAUCAUUUAUAAUCUUAAAGGGACUGUACACCAGAUUGACACCAAAAAAAGUUUUUUUCUGUAACAAAUCUCAGGACAAUUAUUUGAUAAAAUGUUUUACUCUUUGAUAUCAUAAUUGUAAAAAAAAUACCAAAAUGUAAAAACAAAAAUCUAGUCGAAAACCGGGUUCGAAACCAGUGUCACCAAAAUUCCAGUCCAGUACCCUAAACGGUUGGAAUAUUUAAGCUAUAUACCUAACUUGGUAAUAUCAUGUGAUAGCAUCGACUAGCCAAUCAGGCAUAAGGAAUGAAUUCUACUAGGUAGACAUACCUAGUAAUCUUUUUUAAAGAAAAAAUACGAAAAAACUGCUAAAAGUAAAUAAAUUGUAAACUAUGUGGUACUUCAGUAAGUAAGUUUCAAUGCAUUGUACACAUCGAUACCAAGUUUAUGUCAGUUUUCAACAAUUUUCUUUUUUUUUCCGCUAUUUUAUAAUAUGGAGUACAGCCCCCUUCAAGUUGAUAAAAAUAAACCAAGGCUUUGUAUUUUAUUCUGCCUGCUUGUCGCAAAAUAAUUUUUGUCUUAGUAAUGCAAAAAUAUGUAACACAAAAUAUAAAAAGACAUUAUAAUACAUGUUUUAAUUAAUAAUAAUAAAUAUCUAUCUGGAAACGGUUUAUGAAAAAAGAAAAACUAAUCGUACGAACAGCCUUUUGGUAUUAUUGCAACUUCUUUUUAGAUUUGUAUUUCUUACUUUUAUACUGUAAAGUCGCAGUAAACUAUGUUGUAUACCAUGGUUAGGUAGCGUUCACUGUUUGAAGUUUUUAUCUAUGGUUAAUAAUCAAAUAAUAAAACUAUUUUUAAGCCACUUAUAUAGUGUUGUUAUGUGAUAUUUGAAUGUUUUAUGGGUGAAAAGUGUACAGUUUAUAAGUAAAAUGUAUUGAUUGCUGUGCAAAAAAAUGUUAAUAAUGUAGACUGAUACGUUUUCCUUGUAUAACAAUGUUAAUGGUUUAAGAUGGUUAAUGGUUUGUAAAAUUUACAUGUAACUGACUUUAAUGCUCGAAAUAAAAUUGAAGCACUUAAA